This is a messenger RNA of Pocillopora damicornis (cauliflower coral), 721 nucleotides long. RefSeq lists its product as uncharacterized. NCBI's taxonomy places the organism in Eukaryota, Metazoa, Cnidaria, Anthozoa, Scleractinia, Pocilloporidae. The record is from RefSeq and is a predicted model, not a curated record.
AAAACCAUCACCUGGCGGAUGGACGUUUUAAUUUUGCACCAGUCCGUCGCCACCUCGUCACGCCAUCUUCCUUCAACUUUAUUGGAAAGCAUUUCUACACGAGCAUCCAUCCAUUCGUACAUACAGAAAUAUGGCCUUUGUUAAAAUCGUUCUUUGGUCAUGUCUGGGGGCUGUCCUCGGCUACUUUGCCAUCCAAGAGUUCACAGUGGUCACCGAAAGCUUUUUAGUACAGAAGCUUAUACCUGCUAAGAGGAAGGAUGUUUUCGACCUGCUGAUCAAUCCAGAUUAUAUCUUAAAGUUUCACCCCUUGUGUGUUGGUAUCACCAAUGUUACAACAUCACAUGGAAGGGAUGGAAUGAAAACUGUUCAGUUUGUUGUUACUGAAAAAACAGCCAUUUCAUUAGGGUUUUUUGAAAUCAACCAAAACAUCACUUUUCCUGUGAAUGAGACAGUCAUAGAGGAAAAUGCAAUAAUUGAAUACAGAGCCUUACUGAUGGGUGGUUAUUUCACACUAAAACAGAGGUGGAAGAUGGCUGAUUAUACCAGUGGAAGUGGAGAUAAAAUUAGUUCAUUAGAGGAUCAUUUUCAGGUUACUUCCUUUCGUAUUUUGUUACGAUAUUCCAUGAAGGUAGCAUUUGGAGCACACAAUACCAUUACUGAAAAUAUCAUACAGCAUUUCUUAAAGGAAAGCAAGGAGUCAAAUGACAAGAGUGGCUGACAA